Malania oleifera is the source of this 2234-nucleotide messenger RNA. Its product is annotated as protein NRT1/ PTR FAMILY 3.1-like. Gene Ontology annotation, cellular component: plasma membrane. Gene Ontology annotation, molecular function: transmembrane transporter activity. NCBI's taxonomy places the organism in Eukaryota, Viridiplantae, Streptophyta, Magnoliopsida, Santalales, Ximeniaceae. The transcript has 4 exons. Bases 172 to 2025 code for a protein of 617 amino acids. Gene Ontology annotation, biological process: transmembrane transport. The record is from RefSeq and is a predicted model, not a curated record.
GUGCGUCCCAGCUCCACAAUACACCCCCCCCCCCCCCCCCCCCCCCACUAUUAUUAUUAUUAUUAUUAUUAUUUUGUUUUAUUGUCUUCUUGCCCGUCUACGGUUGCCCAUAAAUAUCUAAGCCCCUUCGAUGCUCCCUUUAUUCCAGUGCACCACCACCGGCCACUACAGAUGGCUUCCCUCACUACAACCACCACCACCACCAGCACGGGUCCGGAUGGAGAAGACCACUCCCACAAGAUGAAGAAGCGGCCGCAGAAGCAGCUUGGAGGCAUCAAAGCCAUACCGUUCAUCCUGGCAAAUGAAGUAUGCGACAGAUUUGCAACGGCGGGGUUCCAUGCCAACAUGAUAACGUACUUGACGCAAGAGCUGAACAUGCCGCUGGUCAAGGCCUCCAAUACCCUCACCAACUUCGGCGGCACUUCCAGCUUCACCUCCCUCAUCGGAGCCCUCAUCGCCGAUUCCUUCGCCGGCCGUUUCUACACCAUCCUUGCCGGCUCCAUCUUCUACCAAUUGGGACUCGUGAGUAUCACCACAUCAGCAGUGCUGCCAUCGCUUCGCCCUCCGCCGUGCCCAACUCAGGAGAACUGCAAGGAUGCCUCAGCCCUGCAGCUAUGGGUCCUCUACAUCUCUCUCCUGCUCACGUCAAUCGGGACCGGCGGCAUUAGACCUUGUGUUGUUACAUUCGCUGCGGACCAACUCGACAUGAGCAAAUCCAAGGUUGAGGCAAGGAGGUGGAACUAUUUCAAUUGGUACUAUUUUUGCAUGGGAAUAGCAACUCUAACCGCCGUAACUGUUGUAGUUUACAUCCAAGAUAACGUUGGUUGGGGUUGGGGUCUAGGCAUUCCAACCAUAGCCAUGGCUUUGUCUAUUGUAGUCUUCAUCAUAGGCUCUCCUCUUUAUCGGAGGUUAAAACCAGGGGGGAGUCCUUUGGUGAGACUAGCUCAAGUAGUUGUUGCUGCUGCAAAGAAGAGGAAAGAAACUGCACCAGCAGAUCCAGAUCUCUUGUAUGAAAAUAGGGAGCUUGAUGCUGCCAUUACUACCAAUGGGAAGCUUCUACACACAGAUCAGUUCAAAUGGUUUGAUAAAGCUGCUAUAAUAUCGGGUGGGGAGACAGCAAAUUCAAAGUCGCCAGAUCUGUGGAGGCUUGCAACGGUCCAUCGGGUUGAGGAACUAAAAUCCAUCAUCCGGAUGUUGCCCAUCUGGGCAGCUUCAAUUUUACAUGUCACUGCAUCAUCACAUCAGGGCAGCUUCGUAAUACAACAAGCACGCUCUAUGGAUCGCCACUUGUCUUCCUCAUUCCAAAUUUCUCCGGCCAACUUGUCCAUUUUCAGCAUUCUAACCAUGCUAAUUGGUCUUGUUCUAUAUGAGCGCCUAUUUGUCCCCUUUGCUCGCCGAUUCACGGGAAAGCCCUCUGGCAUCUCGUGUUUGCAAAGAAUGGGAAUAGGUUUCAUGGUCAACAUUCUUGCUACCAUUGUUGCCUCAUUGGUAGAGAUCAAGCGGAAAGCAGCAGCAGCAAAGCACAACUUACUUGACAAACCAAAAGCCAUAAUCCCCAUUAGCGUGUUUUGGUUGGUUCCCCAGUAUAGCCUCCAUGGGAUAGCUGAAGUUUUCAUGUCUGUUGGGCACUUGGAGUUUCUUUAUGACCAAUCACCGGAAAGCAUGAGAAGCACGGCAGCAGCACUUUAUUGGAUUGCAAUAGCAGCAGGAAAUUAUCUGGGAACCUUGUUGGUAUCACUAGUUCAUCAGUAUUCUGGCAAGCAGAGUAAUAAUUGGUUACCAGAUAGGAACUUAAAUAAGGGAAGAUUGGAAUACUAUUAUUUGCUAGUUAGUGGAAUACAAGUAUUAAAUCUGGUAUACUAUGUAGUCUGUGCCUCGCUGUAUACUUACAAGCCACUGGAGGAGUCGACAGAAAGUAGCGAGGAAGACGCGGAUUUAGCUAAACUCCCACCGAACCCAUCAGUUGCUCUUAUUGGGGAUGAAGAGGUAGAGCUUGCAAGGAAUGGGAAAUUUCAGAAUCCUUAACAAAUGUAGUUACUGGUAGUGUGUCAUAUAUAUACAUAUAUAUAUAUAUAUAUAUAUAUAUAUUAUAGUAAUUUUUGCAACUUUAGGCCAGUCGCCUGCAAAUUAAGUUCUGGCAUUUCCUUAUUGUUAUAUGGUAUAUCAUCAAUAAUUGCAGGUAAAAUGCAACGGUUAACCAACUUGAUUAAAUAUGCAAAAAAUCAUUAUUAAUA